Notolabrus celidotus (New Zealand spotty) is the source of this 1750-nucleotide messenger RNA. It is a transcript of the gene glra1, whose product is annotated as glycine receptor, alpha 1. The coding region runs from base 54 to 1355 and encodes 433 amino acids. NCBI's taxonomy places the organism in Eukaryota, Metazoa, Chordata, Actinopteri, Labriformes, Labridae. The record is from RefSeq and is a predicted model, not a curated record. The transcript has 9 exons. Gene Ontology annotation, biological process: chemical synaptic transmission; signal transduction; chloride transmembrane transport. Gene Ontology annotation, cellular component: synapse; neuron projection; postsynaptic membrane. Gene Ontology annotation, molecular function: extracellularly glycine-gated chloride channel activity; glycine binding; transmembrane signaling receptor activity.
AUGUGAAGCACUGAAAAUGUUUAACUGCAUCGGUUUUGGCGAUCACAAAAAACAUGACACAGCGCUUGGCAGCGUCCAAAGAAGCUGCGGCGAGGAAAGCUGCCUCCCCGAUGCCACCCUCCGAGUUCCUGGACAAACUCAUGGGCAAAGUUUCGGGUUACGAUGCCAGAAUUCGACCGAAUUUUAAAGGUCCGCCUGUAAACGUAACCUGCAACAUUUUUAUCAACAGUUUUGGGUCCAUCGCUGAGACAACAAUGGACUACAGAGUGAACAUCUUCCUGAGACAGCAGUGGAACGACCCUCGGCUGGCCUACAGCGAGUACCCCGACGACUCGCUGGACCUGGACCCCUCUAUGUUGGACUCCAUCUGGAAACCGGAUUUGUUCUUCGCCAACGAGAAGGGGGCAAACUUCCACGAGGUCACCACCGACAACAAGCUUCUACGCAUCUCUAAAAACGGCAACGUGCUCUACAGCAUACGAAUAACACUGAUUCUGGCCUGUCCAAUGGAUCUGAAGAACUUCCCCAUGGAUGUGCAAACCUGCAUCAUGCAGUUAGAGAGCUUCGGCUACACCAUGAACGACCUCAUAUUCGAGUGGGACGAGAAGGGAGCCGUGCAGGUGGCCGACGGCCUGACGCUGCCUCAGUUCAUCCUGAAGGAGGAGAAAGACCUGCGCUACUGCACCAAGCACUACAACACAGGUAAAUUCACCUGCAUCGAGGCUCGUUUCCACCUGGAGCGUCAGAUGGGUUACUACCUGAUCCAGAUGUACAUCCCCUCUCUGCUCAUCGUCAUCCUGUCCUGGGUUUCCUUCUGGAUCAACAUGGACGCCGCGCCCGCCCGGGUGGGUCUGGGCAUCACCACUGUGCUGACCAUGACCACACAGAGCUCUGGUUCCAGAGCCUCCCUGCCAAAGGUGUCCUACGUAAAAGCCAUCGACAUCUGGAUGGCCGUGUGUCUGCUCUUCGUGUUCUCUGCUCUGCUGGAGUACGCCGCCGUCAACUUCAUCGCCCGCCAACACAAGGAGCUGCUGCGCUUCAGACGGAGGCGACGACACAUGAAGGAGGAUGAGACAGGCGAGGGGCGCUUCAGCUUCCCUGGCUACGGCAUGGGCCCCGCCUGCCUGCAGGCCAAAGACGGCAUGGCCAUCAAGGGGAACAACAACAACGCCCCCACCACCGGCUCGGUCCCGCCCGAGAAGAGCAUCGAGGAGAUGAAGAAGCUGUUCAUCGGCCGGGCCAAGCGAAUCGACACGGUGUCCCGCGUGGCCUUCCCGCUCGUCUUCCUCAUUUUUAACAUUUUCUACUGGAUCAUAUACAAGAUCAUCCGCAGUGAGGACAUCCACAAGCAGUAGUGGAGAGGAAGAGGAGGAGGAGGAGGAGGAGGAGGGCGAGGACAGGAGGGAAUAAAAACAGAGGAAAGAAACAGAGAGAUGACUUCAAUGGGAGAUUUCAUUGCAACCUUUUUUCACGCCAAACCACGCCUCCUUCCCUCGUCUCCUCCUUCAUCCUCAUCCUUUUACGGUGGAGGAUGAGUCGCUUUUUGUGGCAGUCGCCCCUCUCCAACCCGACGCCCGACACCUAUUUGAGAUAUUUACGAUUACGCUUUCUUUUCCCGUUCCCCCCCGUCCCCCAUAGUCCCGCCCUCAUCCCGUCUCUUUACACCUCCUGAAUAAUCCGGACCAGUGCAAUAGCAAUGCAGUAAAAUGCAUGAUAUAUGAAUGUGGCAAUAUAUUAAUGAAAAGAUGAC